Molecule: messenger RNA, 1273 nt
Organism: Mercenaria mercenaria
Lineage: Eukaryota; Metazoa; Mollusca; Bivalvia; Venerida; Veneridae
Exons: 2
Coding region: 1-741 (246 amino acids)
Source: RefSeq, a predicted model, not a curated record
AUGUUAAAUCAAGUGGACGUCAAAUUAAAGUUCUAUAGAAGUUCGCCAGAGUUUUGUUUAAUUAGUGAUGAAGCAUCACCAGCCUUCAAAAUAGAGAUAGAGGACAUUUACAUUUUAGCCAAGAAAAUACGCGUGAAUCCUGCUGUCAUUUACGGUCAUGCAGAAAUUCUAAAAACACAGAAUGCAAAAUACCCGUUCAACAGAGUAGAAUGUCGUACUCAAAGCAUACCUAGCGGAAGCUCUAGUUUCAACUAUGAGAACAUGUUCCCAGGUCAAAGACCUAAUAAGGUCGUUGUAGGCUUUGUAAAUUCAAAAGGUCUGUCUGGUGAUUAUAAACAGAAUCCUUUUAACUUUCUAAAUUGUAACAUUCGAAGCAUAUGUCUAUACUGUGACGGUUUACCAGUUAAUGGAGCUCCUCUGAAACUUGACUUCAACUCAACCACUGGCGUGACGGAUGUGCGGGCCUAUGUAAACGCAUUUACAUCUACGGGGAAAUGGAGAGAGGAUGAGGGUAGUAUGCUAACAAGAGAAGGAUUUAGCUCUGGUGUAACACUAUUCGUUUUUCAGUUGGAACCAAACUUCUCCCAUCACGGGGAGUAUUUGACACUAGCAAAGACUGGUACUGUGAAAUUGGAUGUUCAAUUUGCCAGCCCCCUUUCAGACACUGUCAGCUGUGUGGUCUUAAGCGAAAUUCCUUCUUUUUUUCAAGUGGAUUCUUCCAGAGAUAUUGUAUUGGAAUAAACAUUUAAAAAGCAAUGGAUACAUCAGAGCUUCAGUGUUGUAUUAGUUGUGAUCCUGUUCUAAGUGUAAAUGUACUAGGUGUAUAUGCCGCUGAUCAAUUACCUGUGGGCUUUUCUACUUUACCAACUGCGUUUAUAGCUAAUAGUGAUAUACAUAGCAGAGAAGGGACACAUUGGUCUGCAUUUUAUAUAGACAAAAAUAGACAAGUGGAAUUUUUUGAUUCUUAUGGUAAAAGUCCAGUCUACAAUUCUUCUUAUUUUGAUAAGUGGAUAAAGGACAAUGCAUCGAGUAUAAGAUACAAUGCCAUGCAAAUACAAAGCAAUUAUUCCAAUGUUUGUGGACUAUAUUGUUUAUUUUAUCUUCGUAAUAAAUUCAAUGGCAUGUCAUUAACAAAUAUACUCAACUUUUUUAGCCAUACUAAUUUUUCUCUUAAUGAUUAUUUUGUAUAUAAUCAUAUGUCACGCAUAUAUUCAGAUUGUUCAAAAAAUAAUUGUGUGUAUAAUCAAGUGUGUAAACCGCUAAUAAAAAUUAU